AUGCAAUGUCACGGUCCCUGGACAUCUUCUGCAGAAUACCUAAAGUCUGUCGCUCGCCGUGAGAUCGAAUGGAUCAAUGCCCAUGCGAACCCACAGGAGCCGAGUGAAACUCCAUGGCAGUACACGAGUCCACAUCAGAAGUCUCCAGAGGCUCACACAGUCCUGUUAGAGAAAUUCUUAGCCGCAAUUCCAUACAUCACCCCCAAGGACCCAGAGCUCGUCUCUCCCAGACUUUGGCACCCAGACUUCCAUGCUGGUAACGUCUAUAUCGACGACCAAGACCGAAUAUCAUGCAUAAUUGACUGGCAGGGAGCCUGGGCUACCCCGGUGUUCAUCGGUGCCAAUCCCCCAUUGCUUCUAGACUAUGGGAUUGACAUGUUGAUGAAGCUUCCUGAAAACUUCAAAGUACUCGACGAUGCUACAAAAGAUAAGCUUAAAUACCAAGUGUCUCAGUCUAUCUUGAUUCACACGUAUGAAGAGUCUACGAUGGAGAGGAAUACUCUGAUGUACAAAGUUAUGCAUCAUCCCCAUGGCCAGACCCUCAAGCAAUUAGAAGCUUUUGUUGGCUCUACCUGGGACAACUGUCUCUUUCCCCUUGAAGAAUGUUUGAUUCGCGUUGAGAGUGAGUGGAGCCACUUUGGUACAAACGAACCAUGUCCGUACCAUUUCUCAGCAGAGGAGAUACAGCAACACGACGAAGAGGCGGGGUCUUUCAACAAGAGCCAGGAACUCUGGAAAGAGCUACAAGGUGUUUUGACUGAUGAGGGCUAUGCGUCGAAUGAGGGUUUCAGUAAGGCUGUCGAGAUAAUCAGAGACUUAAGAGAAUUCGGGCUAAGUGGCCUGGAGGGCGAGGAACGACGCAGCUUCGACAAGGAGACGCGCUGGGUCGCAAAUUUACGCAGCCGCAAAUUUGUUGCAAAGGAAGAUUGUUGA
Messenger RNA from Alternaria conjuncta, 933 nucleotides. RefSeq lists its product as uncharacterized. The record is from RefSeq and is a predicted model, not a curated record. Gene Ontology annotation, cellular component: mitochondrion. The coding region runs from base 1 to 933 and encodes 310 amino acids. The transcript has 3 exons. Lineage: Eukaryota; Fungi; Ascomycota; Dothideomycetes; Pleosporales; Pleosporaceae.